AUGACCCUGAUAGAUAUGAUUGCGAGGAUUUUGCCCGAGCUGGAGACGAUUGGGAAGACCAAGACAGGCACAUCUGCCUGCAUGACCAAUGCAACCUUUUGUCUUCUCGAUAUGGCACCGGAUGAUUUGGCCAUUGCCGUAACAUGCGAAACAUAUCUUCGCCCUUCAUACUGCACCAAGUUAUUCAGAUUUCCCGCCGGCAAGGAGGAGUUUCAACCUGAUGGAGAGAGGUGGAUUCUAUGCCAGGAUGCUAAAUGCAAUCAGUCAUCUGAAGUUGUGACGAUGCAUGCUUCCUGUUACCAACUCUUCUUUCAGCACUACACCCAUGAUAACCUCCUCAACGGUGUGUGGAUUGCCACAGAAUGGAGACAUUACUUCAAUCCACGACUUGGCUUCAAGUUGCAAAACAACAGCCUCGUAUCAGUGAGCCCCUCGAUUGCCGAAUCGUUGGGAAUACCGCAGCUGGCUCAACUGCCCCCAAGCCUUGUCCAAGAUAUCAGGUCCACGUCUCCUGAUAGUCAAGUUUGGGCUUACUUGGCCAUCAAAGAUCGUGCAGAGGGGAUUUCAUCUGCAGCUGGCCAAGAUGGCCUGUCUUGUAUGCUUGACAAAGUCGAGUCUUGGACUAGGGGCGAGGGUGCACCUGUGAUGAGCGACAGCUUUGCUGGGGAUUGGAGUUUCCGGGUCACGAUAGAUCGCCGCGGUAUACGCAACAUUGAAAGAAUCGUUGGUAUCUCUUCCUACGCAGGUUGGCGGAGUGAAAGCCUUGCCUUCGCUCUGAUACCCCCAGAUCAAGCAAUGAGAAGUUGUGUUGAUUUCAGGCUUGGAGCAGCUCGUCUUGAUCUAUGGGGUGGCAGGUCAGUCCUGUGGGAUACACCGAGUCCUCCUUUAGGGGGUAAAGUCUCAUGGUUCACCGCGUCUGGUCCAUCGCAAUUAUGCAAUGUGCGUCUGCGCACACUGGACUUGCGCAGCACCAGGGGCCUCACCUUCUUCUACGUUGGGUCUUCUCUGCGGGCUAUUCAUUCUCAUACGCCUCGCUUCCCAACUGCGUUGACGACAUAUGCGCGUUUGCCCGAACACGAUCGACAGCAUGUGGUAUGGGCUCAUGUCCCUAUCUCACCUAGCGAUCGGGUUAUCGGAUUAGGCAUACGAACAAGUGGCACGAAAGGUGGAUUCGCCUCACCCUCUGUUCUAAUUCGUACUGAGCUUGCUGGUGAUAUUGUCAUCGGCCCUCAGCCCAAGCCUGUUCACCACGACUUGCCUCUCGUCCUCAUUAAGGAUUACAGCUGCGAUAUUAUACCGGAGUUUUUCGCAUACGGUUUACCUGAUAUUGACGGUGAACAUACGCUUCUCGCGGUGGCAGGAGGGUCAUCUGAACCUAACGCAGAGUCCACACGUCGAUUCCCUCCCAAAACAUUAUCAACGAUAACCCACAGCUGCAGUUGUACUCUCUUCCAAACCCGGGUACCUCUCCAGGGGACCACCCGAAUUGAUGUAUUCGCUUGCAAAGCCACGGGUUUGUGA
Fusarium proliferatum ET1 is the source of this 1521-nucleotide messenger RNA. RefSeq lists its product as uncharacterized. The record is from RefSeq and is a predicted model, not a curated record. The transcript has 4 exons. Lineage: Eukaryota; Fungi; Ascomycota; Sordariomycetes; Hypocreales; Nectriaceae. Bases 1 to 1521 code for a protein of 506 amino acids.